Messenger RNA from Durusdinium trenchii, 810 nucleotides. The record is from the annotation of a GenBank genome assembly. Lineage: Eukaryota; Dinophyceae; Suessiales; Symbiodiniaceae.
AUGUGCCAAAGAGCCAUGGGGGGGAGCGUAGUCAGACCGUCAGGCUUCCAGUUUCCACUCGCCUGGCUAACUGGCCUGAUGAUUUCAGCCUCAGGUGUGCAGGCUCUCAAAGCGGCCAUGCCAAGCCAAAUGCUGCAAGUCUUGGCCUUGCUGUUGGUGGCAGCUUUGAUGCCAGGGUUGCUGCUGCCAGGCCUCAGGUAUGGAGUUGUGACCACACUCUGCCUAACAAGCUUGUUGUUGGCCACCGUCAGCUUGCAGUUUCUUGCUGCAGUGUUACAUGAGGCACCUCCACGGGCUCGACAUGAGCAGAAGGACGAAAUCGAUACGAUUGACGAUUCCCAGUGGAGCAGUUUGAUCGAAGGUUUGCUCGACAAGGCCAUGGCCAUCGCAGAUGGCACUGAUUCCAAGAAGUGGCAUUGGGAGGGCUUGGAGCAAACCACAGAGGCCUACAGCCAGGACAUGGGAACGCGCUUUCCUGCAUUCCUUGGAAAACUUGAAGUAUCAGGCGAAGCCCUUCGCCGCCAAAGCCCCGAGUCGAUUGCUCCCACGGCUGAAGAAGUCUUGGCCAUUUGUAUGUCCUUUCCAGGACGACAGAUCUCUGAUCCCUACCGAGCCACGGACAACACCAUACGGAGGCUCGGGCCCAGUGCAUGGCUGUCGUAUCAAACAUGGAGUGGCAACUUUGUCCAAGCCCCACAGGCGAGCUUAUUUCUGCAGGCCGUGCGGCGGUCUUCGAGUCCCGACGGUCCACGCUACACUUUGGCCACGGUACCAGCUCCAGGAGAACUUCUGAGUGCUUGCAGCCAGACU